UAUCGGUAUAAUUUCUUCGCAAUUCAAAAAAUGUUAAAACUUUAUGUAAGAUUGUUCCUGUAGAUAUAUAAUUUCUGGCGAUGCGACAAGAUAUUGAUACGGUUGAUAAUUUAUGACAGCAGUCCAAAACCCAAAUUAACGUACAAAUAUUCUGUCAAACAUGGACUUUAAACGAAUCCCUUAUCGAUUAACUAUUGCAAUUGGAAUGGUCGUUACCGGAUCGAUCAACACACUGGUGACAAAGUGGACUGACAGACAAUCUGUUCCAGGUUGCAAAGACGGGAAGAAUCCCGAACUUCACGAAUUUGAUCACCCGUUUUUGCAGACAGUGGUGAUGUUCAUCGGUGAAUUUUCAUUAUUAAUCGUGUUCAAAAUAAUAUGGCGAUGGAGAACGUAUCGUGGAAAAGAAACUGAAGACCUGGGAAAUCAAAACUUUAACCCUUUACUGUUAUUCAUCCCUGCUUUUUGUGAUAUGAUUGGAACUUCACUAAUAUACAUCGGCCUCACGUACACGUAUGCAUCGAGCACUACCAUGUUUUCGGGUUCUAUCAUCAUUUUCACAGCUUUACUUUCAGUCGCUUUUCUUCGUCGUGUCGUAAAAAUCCCACAAUGGAUUGGGAUAGGAUGUGUUAUCGUUGGACUAAUCAUUGUUGGACUCUCGGAUGUUCUUUUUCCAGAUAAAGGGGGAGAUAUCACUUACGGGAGAAAUGAAAUCAUUACAGGCGACCUUCUCAUUGUCAUAGCGCAAAUAAUUCAUGCAAUUCAGGUGGUUGUUGAGGAAAAUUACGUCACUGCUAGGAAUAUCAAUCCUAUGCAAGUCGUAGGAUGGGAAGGUUUUUUCGGAAUGACGACACUGGGCUUUCUACUCAUACCAAUGUAUUUCAUUGAGACCGGCCAUGAUAGUGACGUCAUUUCACGGUUGGAAGAUCCCUUGGACGGAUUGUGUCAAAUUGUAAGCAAUUGGAAGAUGGCGCUUGCUACGUUCGGUACCAUUGUUAGCAUUGGGUUAUUUAAUUUUAACGCAAUGAGUGUCACACGAGAGUUAAGCGCCACAACAAGAAUGGUACUGGGCAGCAUCAAUACAGCCGCAGUCUGGCUCGUUAGUUUGUGUUUGCUCUGGGAAGAAUUCCAAUAUCUGCAGAUCAUUGGAUUCAUCGUUUUACUACUGGGAACAUCACUCUACGUUAUUCCGUUUCAUCAAAUAUUCAACAAUUAUGGAGUACUUUGAAUUCACGAAUGAGAAAAGCACAUCAACUCUUGAACGCCGUAUUAAAGCGACUUUUCCUGAUGAGCUGUAAGCUUUGUACAUCCGUGCUGUAACUUUUUAUUUGGAUGGCUAAAAGAAACUAAAAACACGCUCUAGCCUGGAUACAAGAACAGUUGAACACAAGAACAGACAACCAAAUAAGAUUGCAAUGACUAUAGCCAAAAUCAUCGAACCACCGUCUAAUAAUACUAGUGACUGCUAGUAUGUGGCGCGACGGAUGUCACUCGACUAUUAUUAAUGAUCGCAACACUAAAAAUAAAGAUGUUCUAAUGAUUAGAUAGAAUUGCCGCUCACGAAAUUUGAAACUAUUGAAGUAGAUAGGCAACUCAUAGCCUAUUUCCCUCUGCUGCUGCAAGUAUGAGCAACCAUGCCACAAUAGUCUUUGUAUUUGUUACAAGUUUCAUUUCAAUACUUUUUGGACAACUAUCCAGUUUAGUCAAGUAAAGAAGUAAAGGUUCGAAGUCCUAUUCUGUUAUUAAGUCAGCUUUAAUUUUUUGAUCUGUUUUCCUUUCC
Messenger RNA from Styela clava, 1780 nucleotides. Lineage: Eukaryota; Metazoa; Chordata; Ascidiacea; Stolidobranchia; Styelidae. The record is from RefSeq and is a predicted model, not a curated record.